Messenger RNA from Dimorphilus gyrociliatus, 2219 nucleotides. NCBI's taxonomy places the organism in Eukaryota, Metazoa, Annelida, Polychaeta, Dinophilidae. The record is from the annotation of a GenBank genome assembly.
AGUAGCGAGAAUAUCAUUUCCCCAAAAUGGCGGAGCUAAAAUUCGAAGCUCCUCUUGCAAACUUUGAGGGAGAAGAAUGGAAUGAUUUCAAUGAAUUCCAAGCAGCUGAAAAAACUGGUCCACCAAGUGUUAAAAGCGACACAAGUGAUGAUCGAAAUUCAUUAAUGGACAAUUUCAAUGAAACUAUAUCAACAUCUUUAGAAGAUCUUGUGAAUACAUUCGACGAAAAAUUAACAAAAUGCUUUAAAAAUCAUCAAGUAAAGCCGGAAACAAACAGUCAUCAAACUAUUAAAACGCAAGAAGAAAUAAUAAAUGAUUGCCAGUAAGUCAUAACAAAUUUCUGCAUAUUUUUAAUUGAAAUUGAUUGGUAAUUGAUAUGUAAAUGACUACCAUAGACUGGAUGUACUUGCAAUUCGUUAGAUGCCAAUCAAGGCAUUAUCAUUAAUUAAGCAUACACGCAUAGGUUAUACUCCUAAAUAUUGACAUGUUGUGUAAAAUCUCUAGAGUAACAUGUAUAUUUUAUUCUUUAUAUUUUUGUGCUAGCUUCUUAAGAACUUAGUUUAAGUGGGAUACAAUAAAGAAAAUUAAUUGCUAAAAAAUUUGUGAUAAUCAAUAUAAUUUCUAAAGCCAACUGGUAGCAACAAAAGAAGUCAUAUUUCACUAAAUUCUCUUAAACAAUAAUAGUUUUUAGAGCAGAUGGGUACAAUUCUUAGCCUAUCUAACGACCUACUCCUUUUAAAAUGCUCACUUUACUCUAUAUGUCUUUGUAGAAAUAUAAUUCAAUUAGACAUUCCAUCUUAUUGGAUUAAUAUUCCUUUCUCUUGUGCAUUUGUAAACUUAUAAUAAUGUAAUAAUCCAUUAUAUGCAAUAGUAUUCACUUGAGGGACAAAAAUUAACUCUUCAACUUCGUACCCACCUUAUUUAGCAAUUUUAUUAAAUUUUCGUUUAACGUUCCUAUUUAUUAGUCGUCAUUGACCGAAUAACAGAGCUCAAUCGAUAAAGUUGGUGAAAGACAAACUGUCCAGUAUAUUUUACUUCAAAUGUCUGUAAAACUGACAGAGAGGGACAAGCAAGAGAAAUAGACAGGCAGGGAGAAAGACAUUUUAAGUACAGUAUGUAUAAGAAAAAGAUUUGUCCUAUGGUAAUUUAUUCUCUAAUACAAGCAAAUAACCUGUUAUUGAAAACAAACGUUACUUCUACUUCAUCACAAACGAGCACCUUUAACGUGUGUUUGAUAGAAAAUUUCACGCUUCGUUAAUUACUCAUUUGCCUUUUAUAAUUUCUGAGUAACAAAAUUAAUUAAAUGAUGAAUAAUUCAUUAUUAUAAACAUCAAAAUAUUUGAACUAUAAACUUUUGAAUUUUUUAUUCUAUCAUAAUAUUUCCAAAAAUCUAAUCCUAUUUAUAAUUUUCUUUCAGAAUGUGGUGGACAAUUACGGGUAAUUAUGGCAAUGUCCUACCCAUAGACUGGUCAAAAUCCUACGCUCGUCAACUACAUACAGAGGCCUUGCAUCUUGAAGAGAAAAAGGACGAAGAAGAAUUGAAUUUGGAUUUAUCAGACGACGAAGAAUUACAAGCUGCAUUUGAUAUGCACUCACUAAUUGUAUCUUCUCUUCAUCACGAGCCUCUUUUUUCGGCUGAUGAUGUUAUCAAUGAGAUAGAAGGAAUUAUGAAGGAAGCAGAUGAUUUUGAAGAAGAGACUGCUAUGAACAAUAGAUCUUCAACUUCCAUAGAAUUGCUACAAUUAAAAUAUAAGUCAGAUAUAACACCGUCAAAUAUAGAAGGAAAAGAUACAUCUGCCCUGAAAUCCCUAUCGACCGUGGCUUUGAAUGAACUAUACGAGGAAUUAGAGGGAACUGUAAAAGAAUUAUCUGAAACUCUAAUACAACAAUUAGCUCUCCGAGACGAAUUAGAAUACGAAAAAGAGCUAAAAAAUCAAUUCAUAUCCCUUCUUCUUUCAUUGCAGAAAAAAAGAAGAGAAUUACCGAUUUCAUCGUCCGGUAUUAAGGUUCCUGGUUCUAAAAAAGUCAUCAGCCCAGACGGUUUUGGAAAAUAUCUGACAAUGUCUAUACCAUAUAACGCGGAGAGAGUAGGCCCACCAACCAACGAGGAAUUACAAAUUUUUAUUAAGAUUAUGAAGGCAAUGAACGAAGAUAGCCCUGUUGUCCCUACUUUACUGACUGAUUACAUACUCAAAGUGGUUUGUCCUACUAACAACUAG